CAUCACUGACAACGCCGUCCUCCAAUAGGACCUUACGAGGGAAAAGUCGUAGCCCGUAGCGUUUAAUUCGUCCUGCUAAGAAGGUUUAAAAACUUAAAGCAGCUACAGCAAUGGAGAGGAACCGUGUCAAAAUGCCUGUCUGACAUUGAAAGAUAUAUAAGAUGCCCGGCUUAGUGUCAUGCGCCAGCGGUCUAAUAGUGAUUGGGAUCCUUACUCUCUCCUGCAUCCACAUAAACUCCGAGAUCUUGAGCAAUGAAGUUUCAGACGUACAGUUUGGCGCUCUGGGCUCCACCGUGACGCUGAGCUGCAGAGGCUCUCACCCAGGGUCUGUGGUGGUAUGGAAACACAACGGGAGCUCAGGGAGGGCAAGGCAGACUUCCUCCUUAGACGGCACUCUGACUCUCACCAACACCACACUCAGCAUGGAGGGUAACUACAGCUGUCACGAGCCCAGGGGCGGAGUCUUACUGCAGAGCAUCACACUACGGCUGGGCUAUGCCCCAGAAUAUGUGAGUGUUUCCUGUAAAUUGCCAAGUCACUUCAAAAUGAUGUGUACGUGGACACAACUAGUGAGGACACACUUACCCACCAAGUACAUCUCUUCCUACAGAGCGGAUAACGAGCCGUCAGAGCCCUGUGAGCAAGAGUCGAUGGAUGUGAACAAGUGCACCAUCAGCGACCCUAAGUUCUGGGCCAGCAAACACCUGGUGACCAUCACGGAAGUGAAUCCGCUCGGCUCCAGAUCCACCGUUGCUUAUGUGGAUGUCAACAAGAAUUUAAAGCCUGACGCUCCUGAGGAGCUGAUCUGCCAGCAAGUGAAUGGCGAGCCCACGCAGCUGUUCGUACGGUGGAAGCCGCCCGACUCGUGGCCCUCGGACGCAUCCGUCGCCUUUCCACUGAAGUUCGAGCUGCAGUACAAACCCGUCGGCUCCAAAUUCUGGUCCAAGAUGGAGACUGAGGACACAAGUUUGGUAAUCAUGGAUGCCCUGAUGGGUCACUUACACUACAUCAGAGUACGAGCCCAGGACGCUUUCAUUAACCACAGCCAGUGGAGUGAAUGGAGUCAGGUGGUGCAGGCCCAGCCCUGGAGCGACCCCUCCAUGAUACCCGAAGUCACCACAGAUCAUAUUUUCGAGAUAAUCUUCCCGUCCACGUUUCCGGUGAAGGCAACAGCGACUGCAGAUCCAUCAUUUGAAGAAAAUGGAAGUCAGGUCCUGAUCGUCCUUGGCCUGUUGGCAGCAGUAAUGGUGGUGGUCGUGUUUACUAUCACAGUCCUACUAUGUAUGAGAAACAGAAGGCGGGGCAAUGUGACAAAACAUGAAUUAACCUCAAUGGUGAAGAUGAAGUCCUUGCUAAUCUAAAAUGUUCAGGUUGGCCUCGUCUUUUUCAGCCCUCAUAGGGCUUCAUCAUAGGGAGUCAUGGCCACUGCCACUGCAGCGCUAAUGUCCGCACUACAAUACCCGGUUUCACUUUCCUCCUAUCGCUGCUUGGGGAAUUGGCUCCUUUCAGCGGAGUUCUGAGUCCCAUAAACUGUGAACCUUUCCAGCUCUACCCUUCUAAUGUAGCACAACUUAACACAGAACAGUUACUGGCUUUCAUUGUUUGACGCGCAAGGCAAAUUUUGCCAGCUUCAGACCAGGACAUUUUCAACUGAAUGGAUCUGCACUUAUCUGUCGCUUCAGUUUUUCCAUGCAGACUCAUGCCAUUUGGCUGCAGUGACACUUGGAACGCUGUGAAGAAAGAAAAUAUAAGCAGUCGUGGGCCAUGUUUUGGGCAUUAAGAAUAAAGUUGGCAUUCUCUACAUUUCAAUGCAAGGGACAGAGCUCCCGAAACCUGAACAUAGCUGCUACACACGGACGAGAGACAUUCUGCAGCCCGUCGAUUGGGGAAAGCCGAGGAGUUUGUAUUCUGUUCACAUUGAGAAGAAGAUUUCUGCCUCACUUCACUUCUUCAGCCUUUAAAGCCUUAUCGUUUUAAAGAAAGGAAAAAAAAAACAGGUCGGAGCAUCUGCAAAUAAUCACAGGCUUGAUUUGGACCCAAACUUGCCUCUUGAUGCAUAAUGACUUCAGUAAAAAUGAAUCUCUCAGUGUCGUAGGCAGGGCCAAUAAUAACCAUCCUCUAGACCUCUAAGGCAGUAAGUUGGCAUCCUACAGAUCACACAAAAAUAUUGGCGCUCUAAAUCGGUCUGGUUAAUUGUUUUUCUUACCUCAACAAUUAUAAAUGCUUUGGGAAAAGUGAAAAUGCGCUUUCACUGAGCGUUCAAACAGAAAGUGAACUUGGCCUUAUACUAACACACCCACUCAGGACAUAACCACAGCCAGAGCAGAACCAGCUUCUAGAGAGUCAGUGGACUGCGCUGUACUGUACAUUUCGCUAUUAUCCAUGGAAAUGUCUUAAGCUGGACGUCUGCUGAUGGUUUGCUUGGACGCUGAUUAGCAUUAGCAUGAACUAAGGCAGCAGGAUCAGUGUUUUCUAUCCCGUGUUCAUUACCUUUCAAGCUCCGGGACAAAUUUAGAUUCAAAUCUAUUUCAUGCAAAUUACUUCUGAUAUGGUCAACUGGCAAAUCAACUGGUACCAGUAGGUUUAGUGUGGAGCAGUGCUCUGGCUCAGGUUGGGUGUGUUGCCCUCUUCACAAAUUCAGUGUCCAUCUGCCUGUCUUUUUCAUUUAAUAACAGGAUAUAUCUCCGCCCUGGACAUAUCAGUACCCUGGGUGUCCGGGAUGAGAAAAGUUUGUUUGUUUGUUUGUUUGCUUUAUUACUAUAUUUUUUUUUUAUUCCUAGGAUGGAUGAGUAGGUUCAACAACCAAAAGAAAAAAAACUUAACUUCCUUGACCUUUUGACAAGUUUUCAUUUGGUACAAAUAUGUCAGCAUCCCACUGCCUGCUGCUCUACACACACCAGCCGAGGCGUGAUCUGGCGGUUGUUACUAGGCAGAUUAAAUAGUGCAAACGGGUGAGAGGUUAUCAUUUUUCAGAACCAGGAACAUGCAGGUAUGUGAAAACACUGCCGAGCCGAAAAAAAAAGCUAGCACAAUACAUGUAACAGCCUGCAGUUAACCACAUUAUGAGCUGUUAGUGUGAAGCCAGGGUCGGUCUAUUUAUCGACUAUAUCCAUCACACACACUUGUCCAUUAAUCCAGUUUAAUAUCCUGUGAAGGUGCUUUCCAGUUUCCAUUUAAAACACACACAAACACACACACACACACACACACACACACGUGUCUACUACUUUGGCCUGACUCCUUGUUUGCCUUAACACGGGCACACUGGCUUUAUUUGCACAGGAUGACAAAAAAUUUCACAGCAGUUCCCGACUGGUUCUUUCCCCACCAUGCCUUAAAAAAGACUUUCUGAAUUCAAGCUAAUGCAUAUUCCCGAUAUUGAUUCUGUAUCAAAGCUUAUCUUUACAGUUUUAUUAAUAUAGAUUUAGGUAUAUAAUUCUAUAAAAAAUCUCUAUCGAAUAUAUGGAUUUGUUUUUACCAUUUCCAGUGUCAUAAAGCUUAAACAGUGCAUGUGUGCUUUCUGUGUCGCUUCCUUUAUGUGUAUCCUCCAUAAGCACAAAUAUACUUACAGAUUUCACUGUACAGAUUCAAUAUUGUGAUGUUAUCAAAUGAAAUAUUUUCUAUGUAAAGUGUGUGUUUUAUUUCCUGUCAGGCAUCUUAUUUAACAUCACCCUUUGUAAGGCUUUAGAAGCGACAUGCAUGCAAUCUCCUGAGUAGUUUCCAAUGAAUUGUUUUAUGAUUGCUGGACAUUCCUGUGGAACACUGAAACACCACGGUGCAGAGACAUCAUCGGUUACGUCCAGGACAGCGGUGGCUCGGUGGUUAGUUAUUGAUAGGGAAAAUAGCGAGUUAAGGUCUGGUGUUUAGGAAUACUCUAAGUCUCCUUCACAUUUCCUCUGAUCAAUUCCCAGGUCAUGGGAUAAAGAACGUCUUUCGUUAGAGACACGUCAGCUCUGAGGAGAGAGUAUUUCUCUCAGUGAAGACGCUGUCUCACUCGUUUCUGUCUCAGUUGUAAGUCGCUUUGGAUAAAAACCUCAAGCAAAUGAGUAAAUGUAAAUACGCAGGUGCUUCCUACUAUGUUUAAGCAUGAGCUGUGAAUUCUUCAUCUCCACAAAAGAGAGACUGACAUGCAAAAUGGACACGCUUAAAGAAAGAAUGUUUUUGAAUACAAGACACACAACACAGCUUACAUGCUCUGUCCCAAUGACUGUUUUGUUGAGAAAAACUGAUCAUCAUAAUAUAAUCUCAUUCACCGAAUCGCCAAUUUUGUAGAAUAACGCGUUUAUUAGGUUUUGAUUAUGUGGAGCAUCCACCAGAUUAAUCCUUAUAGUAACAAGUGAGAGUCUUUAUAGAAACCUGAGAUUUGAAUUACAGACAGCAGAGCCGUCAGAGCUUUUAACACCCCAGCUUGUUUAGAAGCCGGUCUCAGCGUACAGUUCUGGGAUUUGAUCUCACAUUGUUCUGAUCCUUACCCACUGAGCCACCAUGUCCUGUGAGCUGAAUGAGAAGUCGGACGAUAAGCGGGAUGUUCGAUCAUUAACAUUAACUCUGUGUGUGUUGUCUGCAGUCCUACGCUCGACCACAGACUGUGCACACGGGACUUUAAAGUCACACUUCAAAUCACCGAGCUUGGCUUAGGCAGCAAAACAUUUGAGCGAGAAGCGAGAGAGUGAAAAGCGUGGAAAGGGAGCAAGGAUGUGUUAAUUUAGAUGGAAAGCAUUCGGCAUCUACAAUCUAGCCUGAUAGAAAAAUGAUGUUGAGCUGAACUUAUAGCUCUCUACAGGAAUGUGGAAAGAAAUCCUGUGUGUCUCUUUAGUUUAUGAAUUAAAUUAAUUUCAGGUGAGGAAUGAGGAGAUGCACUGAAUCAAAUCACUGUGUUAUCUACACAGUUAUAAGUUGGAUGGAUCUUAGACACCAGUUACAUUUCUGGCAUUCAGCAGAUGCCUUUAUCCAAAGACUAAAGACGCUUUUAUCUCAUUGAGCAAUUGAGGGAUGAAGGGCCUUGCUUAGGGGCCCAGCAAGUGGCAGCUUGGUGGAACUGGGAUUCGAACUCACAAUCUUCUGAUCAAUAGUCCAACACCUUCACCACUAAGUGACCACAUCCCCAGAUGAUGCAGUGGUUGGAUUCUGAAUCUUCACAUAUUAAUAAAGUUUAGUGAAUAAAAUAAUGAAUGCUUAAUGGAAAAUAAUAAUAAUAAUUCAAAUACAUACAUACAUAUAUAUAUAUAUAUAUAUUAUGUAUGUAUGUAUGUAUUUGAAUAUAUAUAUAUAUAUAUAUAUAUAUAUAUAUAUAUAAAUAAAAUCAUAAUCUCACCUUCCCAUCUAAGACCUUUUCAUCUGCUAUUCUAUUAAAUAUAGCAGUAGUAGCUCAGUGGUUUAGAUGUUGGACUACUGAUCAUAAGCACUGCCACUCAAGGUCCUUAAGUGCUCAGUUGUAUAAAUGUAAGUUGCUGCCAAAUACCGUAAAUAUAAAACCCACUCUGGUGUGCUAUUCAGCCUACAAGGUGGAAUCUGACACUGUGUGGUGUGUCUGGAUGCAGAGGGAAAACUCACACACAACGUAGCUGUUGCUCUGGAACAACAGAACCUCGACUCGUCUCUCGCUCUCCAAACACGGAUCAGGACGCUGAAGCCACACGCAUGUUUUGACUUGAUUUGAAGCGUGACUUUAGAUCUCCUUUUGGCGCCUGACACCGUUUCCGUUGGGGUUGGUGCUUCUCUGUCAAUCGAAAAACAUACAAAUUAAGUGACUCUAAACUGCGUCAAAUCAUUUCAGUUGGCCUCCUUACGGAAAGUGUCCCUUAGUGUUGUUACCUUCUAAUGUUCUGUCUUUAAGUGGUUUUAGUUUCGUGUUAUGGCCUGCUUUGUGUGUGAUGACAUGAUAAACUCUUUAAGCGGGGGUGGUGAAAACAAAGAUAACGAGAAAUGUAUGUAUAGUAUAUUCUGCUUUUUGUGUGUGUACAAUAUAAGCUGGUUUUAAUACUCUUUGGUUCAUAUUCUUGUGAAAUAAAAGUUAUUUUAUCACA
This is a messenger RNA of Hemibagrus wyckioides, 6026 nucleotides long. RefSeq names its product interleukin 11 receptor, alpha (gene il11ra). The transcript has 12 exons. The record is from RefSeq and is a predicted model, not a curated record. Gene Ontology annotation, cellular component: external side of plasma membrane. The coding region runs from base 162 to 1361 and encodes 399 amino acids. Gene Ontology annotation, molecular function: protein binding; cytokine receptor activity. Gene Ontology annotation, biological process: cytokine-mediated signaling pathway. Lineage: Eukaryota; Metazoa; Chordata; Actinopteri; Siluriformes; Bagridae.